Molecule: messenger RNA, 5137 nt
Organism: Oncorhynchus keta (chum salmon)
Lineage: Eukaryota; Metazoa; Chordata; Actinopteri; Salmoniformes; Salmonidae
Product: solute carrier family 22 member 16-like
Exons: 8
Coding region: 83-1792 (569 amino acids)
Biological process (GO): transmembrane transport
Cellular component (GO): membrane
Source: RefSeq, a predicted model, not a curated record
UCUCGCGCCCCUCCUACUCGGUGUUCAAGUGAAAGCCAACAUUUACAAAUUGUCAGUGGCGAGCCAGACCUGUCAACGAGUUAUGAGCGUGGAGCGUAUAUUCGAUGAGUUUGGACACUUCAAAAGGUUCCAGGCAUGUCUGUACUUUGCUGCUGUCUUCCAGGCCAUAGCCUGUGGAAUCCACUACCUGGCUUCCGUGUUCCUCGUGGAGAGGCCAAACUUUGUCUGUGCUCCGCCAGGUAACAUCACUGACGUCCUGUAUGGGAACCACACUGGUGCUUCCCUGGAGGAGGUGCUACCAUUCUUCAAACCGGCGAACGGGCCCAUGGUCGUCCGAACGGCUGUGGGCCAACAGUGGGAGCUUAGCACCUGCCAGCGCACUCAGCGGAUGAACCCUACAGACUUUACCUACGAGCAGGUCGUCAACAGGACGACGGAAAAGUGUGACGGGAACUACCAUUACGUGUACGACCACAGUGAGGUGUAUCAGAGCAUCGUGACGGACUGGGACCUGGUGUGUGACAGGGAAUGGCUAGCCAAGCUGUGUCAGCCCACGUUUAUGAUGGGGGUGCUGGUCGGAGCACUGGUGUUCGGGGACAUCGCUGAUAGGGUUGGCAGACGGAGGAUCCUAAUGAUCACCAGCCUCUGCCAGUUUGUGUUUGGUGUAAGCGUGGCAUUCAUGGGAAACUACUACCUAUUUAUGGUCAUCCGCUUCCUGCUCGCCAUGGUGUCCAGCGGCUACCUUGUGGUGGUGUUUGUGUACGUGACCGAGUUCACCGGCAACAAGGUACGCACGUGGACCUCCAUGCACGUGCACGCCGCCUUCGCCGCAGGCGUCAUGAUGGUGGCGAUUACGGGCUACCUAGUGCGUACCUGGUGGAUCUACCAGAUCAUCCUCUCCACCUGCACCUCGCCCUUUCUCUUCUUCUGCUGGAAGUUUCCAGAGACACCCUUCUACCUGAUGGCUAAGGGGAGGCUCCAGGAGACCCAGGUCCUGUUGGAUUCCAUAGCCCGCUUCAACGGCCUGGAGCCUGGCCGCCUGAGGGCCGAGGACCUCCUGGAACCCAAGGAGGCUCUGCUGGAGAAGGAGGUGGUACCGGGAAGAGCCCAGCCAGCGGAGCCCGAGAGAAAGCUGAGCAUCCUGGACCUGUUUGGGACAUGGAGGAUGACCUGGAGGACAGUGACAGUGUGGGCAGUGUGGUUCAUUGGCAGCUUGGGCUACUACGUCUUCUCCCUGGGCUCCGUCAACCUGGGUGGCAACCAAUACAUCAACCUCUUCCUGGCUGGUGCAGUGGAGUUCCCUUCCUACCUGAUUGGUUGUUAUGCGAUGGACCGGGUGGGCAGGAAGAGGACAUGUGCCCCAGCUCUGCUGCUGGCUGGAACAGCCUGCAUGCUCAUCAUUGUGGUGCCAAAUGACAUUGAGGUGUUAGUCAUCAUCCUCAGUAUGACAGGGAAGUUUGCCAUUGCCAUAGCCUUUGGUCUCAUCUACCUCUACACCUGUGAGCUCUACCCAACUAUCAUCAGGUCCCUGGCGGUGGGCAGUGGCAGUAUGAUGUGUCGUGUGGGCAGCAUCGUGGCUCCUUUCUGUGUCUACCUAGCUGACAUCUGGCAAUACCUACCACAGCUGAUUGUGGGGAUCCUGGCGUUUAUAAUUGGUGUUCUGACCCUGUUGUUACCAGAGACCCUGGGUGAGCCCUUGACCAGCACCAUGGAGGAGGCUGAGGCUCUAGGCAGGAAGAGUAGCCCUGAUCAGGGAAAGAAAGACCCUGAGGAGGGGGUGGAGAUGAACUAGAUCCAGAGCAACCAGUUGGACGGCAAGCCCUGAGGGAUACACCUCACCACCAACCAGAGAGAAGGAGGUGGCCAGGGAUAGAGAGGGGGUAGGAAGUGGAGGAGAGAGAGAAGGAGAGAGACUACUGGAAGCGAUGCCAAGAAACCAACAAAACAAACAACCGCAAAAACAAACAACAUCGAAUUUGGAACCUUAGUAGAACUUUUUGUAAUAAAGUGUUUUUUUUUUUACAUUUGUUCUGCAAAGUGGCCAAUUUCAGAGCUGGUAUGCUCUGGUUGAGCCAACCAACCGCAGCCAACCUCAGUUCCUUGGCUGCAGCUGUUCAGACAGAGACAGAGGGAAGUGAAGUGAAGGCCCUUUAUUCAGUCUCACACAUCUCAGUCUCCUGAUGAGAGCCACAUGAAACUGAGCCUCAUGUUUGACAUUCACGUCACAUGUGCCUUCCAAUCACAACCAUUAAUGAAUGUGUGCGCGAGAGAUUGAGAGUGAGAAAGAAAGAGUGUGCAGGUUCUAUGAAGGAAGUGUAUGUGCAUGCAUGUGUGCGUGCAUGCCCGUGUGUGCGUGUGAAAUUUGACGUUUGACUGAGACUGUGAUCGUGCAGCUGAUUUUGGAUAUGUGUUACUAACAAUGCUGUUGUUAUGUCAUUUAAAGUGUACUUUGUUUAUCUGAAGACCAGUCCACACACACACACACACACACACACACACACACACACACACACACACACACACACACACACACACACACACACACACACACACACACACACACACACACACACACACACACACACACACACACAGAAAAGUGCAUAGUGUUUGUGUUUUCUAUAAGUACUUUAUACUGAAUCUAUCUCAGAGCAUCCAACAUAAGAUCUCACUGUGAUAAUAUACAGUGUAUUUGGAAACUUUGGACGUUACAGCCUUAUUCUAAAAUGGAUUAAAUAAAAUAAAAAUCCAUCAAUCUACACACAAUCCUCCAUAAUGACAAAGCAAAACAGGUUUUCAGAUUUCUUGUUUGCAAAAAAAAGGAACCUUAUUUACAUAUGUAUUCAGACCCUUCGUUAUGAGACUUGAAAUUGAGCUCAGGUGCAUCCUGUGGUAAAUUCAAUUGAUUGGACAUGAUUUGGAAAGGCACACACCUGUAUAUAUAUGGUCCCACAGCCAUGAGGUCAAAGGAAUUGUCCGUAGAGCUCCAAGACAGAAUUGUGUUGAGGCACAGAUCUGGGGAAGGGUACCAAAAAAUGUCUGCAGCAUUGAAGGUUCUCAAGAACACAGUGGCCUCUUUCAUUCUUAAAUGGAAGAAGUUUGGAACUACCAAGACUCUUCCUAGAGCUGGCCGCCCGGCCAAACUGAGCAAUCGGGAGGUGGUCAGGGAGGGAGGUGACCAAGAACCCAAUGGUCAAUCUGACAGAGCUCCAGACUUACUCUGUGGAGAUGUGAGAACCUUCCAGAAGGACAACCAUCUCUGCAGUAAUCCACCAAUCAGGCCUUUAUGGUAGAGUGGCCAGAUGCAAGCCACUCCUCAGUAAAAGGCACAUGACAGCCCGCUUGGAGUUUGCAAAAAUACACAUAAAAAAGGACUCACAGACUAUGAGAAACAGGAUUCUCUGGUUUGAUGAAACCAAGAUUGAACUCUUUGGCCUGAAUGCUAACCUUCACGUCUGGAGGAAACCUGGCACCAUCCAUACUGUGAAACAUGGUGGUGGCAGUAUAGUGCUGUGGGGCUGUUUUCAGCUGCAGGGACUGGGAGUCUAGUCAGGAUUGAGUCAAAGAUUAACAGAGCAAAUUACAGAGACAUCCUUGAUGAUACAUCCGGCUCCAGAGCGCUCACUAUCUCAGACUGGUGUGAAAGUGCACCUUCCAACAGGACAACCUGAUUGAACAUCUCUGGAGACCUGAAAGUAGCUGACGCUCACCAUCCAACCUGACAGAGCUUGAGAGUAUCUUCAGAGAGGAAUGGGAGAAACUCCCCAAAUACAGGUGUGCCAAGCUUGUAGCUUCAUUCCCAAAAAGACUUGAUGCUGUAAUUGCUGCCAACAGUGCUUCAGCAAAGUACUGUGUAGAGGGUCUGAAUACUUAUGUAAAUGUGAAAUUGCAGUUUUUAUUCGUAAUACAUUUGCAAACAUUUCUAAAAAACUGCUUUUGCUUUGUCAUUAUGGGGUAUUGUGUGUAGAUAAGGGAAAAUAACAAUUUAAUCCAUUUUUAGAAUAAGGCUGUAAUGUAACAAAAUGUGUAAAUUGUCAAGGGGUCUGAGUACUUCCCAAAUGCACUGUAGCUGUAGUGUUUUCUCUCUAGAUCUCUGUGAUGUUUUUCAAAAAUCCAUGUAAUUUACGAUGCCUUUGAUAAUACCCUUCACUUACUCUGUGUAUACCAACUAGCUCUCACAGUCUCACAUCAGAAUUAGACUUUCAUCCAUGUUCUUCAAAUGUCAAAUUUUGAAGUUGUUCCAAACUUUACAUUUCUAAGUGCUAAAGGUUAGGUUUAGUCAUUAACUCCACAUGUUUAAGGUUAGGGUUAAGUUCAGGCAUUAACUCAGAAAUCUUAAGGUUAGGUAUUAACUCCUAAUGGUUAAGGUAAGCGUUAAGGUUUGGGAUAGGCUUAAAACAAAAAUCUCAAGAACGACUUUCUAUUGCUAGAUUCAAACACGCAACCUUAUGCACCAGAGGCAGAUGUGUACUCCCAGCCACCAUCUCCAUCUGAAACCAACUUGAAGGUAACAGCGCUCACUGUUUCCCCUAGUGGACGGUUUCCAUGUCAUCGCCCGAUGUUCUGACGUGUGCACAUGCGCGCUUGCGCCUGUGUUUGUUUUUGCGUGUUCUGAUGCGAUGGACUACCUUAAAGAAGUGAGUGUGUGUGGGUGUGCAUGAAUAUAAAUGAAGUAAGCUACAUUCUAGUCUCCCAUCCAGAAAUGGAUCAAGUAGACUUCUUUCUCUGUGUUGGGAGCAUAGUUGCUGGAUGAAAAGAUAGAAGAAAGACAUUGCUGUAUUUAAAAAAAGAAUGGGUUUUGUUCAUGUUUCUAAAAGUUCUGAUUACUCUUUAAACCAUGAUGUUUCUGACCAAAGAUGUGACGAUGAACCCUAUGAUCUGCUUUGAAAUCAUUCUUAAACAUAAUCAGGCAAUAUACUAUGUAAACGAACACAGCUCUGAUAUUUGGUUUCCUGACAUUGGAAAUCUAUAAAACAUCCUCAUCAAAAAAAGCAACUGAUGCAAUUGUCAUCUGUUUUUUUGUUUGUUUUAACAGUCUAACAAUCAUUGAAUUGAUUGUUAAUGUAUAUUUUUGCACUGAUAGGUUUCAUGUUAUUAAUUUUUUCAUUUGAAGGGAAAAUAAAAAAUGUCUAACAAA